Molecule: messenger RNA, 1312 nt
Organism: Hemibagrus wyckioides
Lineage: Eukaryota; Metazoa; Chordata; Actinopteri; Siluriformes; Bagridae
Product: dysbindin
Exons: 4
Coding region: 271-867 (198 amino acids)
Biological process (GO): negative regulation of protein kinase activity
Cellular component (GO): cytoplasm
Source: RefSeq, a predicted model, not a curated record
CUCCUAAGUUAGACUGUGUGUGACAGGGACGAGGGGAUGAGCUUUGUUUCUGUGAAUUUCUGGGUCAGGAUUUUUUGAGCAUGAUUUGUAUAAUAGGUAGACAGACAGAGAGAGAGUGAAAGAUGAGAGUUUAUGUUAUGAUGGAUUUCGUUCUUGCUGCUGAUGCUCUGCACAGGGUCUAACUCAGGAUCCAGUCCUGCGUGAGGCUUCUCUGUUCCAUCAUCCGUGUGUGUGUGUGUGUGUGUGUGUGUAUCUGGAAACACAGGGAUCAUGAGCUCAAAGGGGGCAAACCUGCACAACAAACGUCAGCCAUCUGAAACGGAGAAUGCUCUGAGGCUUCCGGACAUGGACGCGGCCCAGCAGCUGAGGCUCAGAGAAAGACAGCGCUUCUUCGAAGAGGCCUUCCAGCACGACGUGGACGUUUACUUCUCCUCGGCACACUUGCAGAUUGAUUACAAGAGGGCUCCCAUGAGCAGCAUUUCGUCCAUGGAGGUCAAUGUGGACAUGCUGGAGCAAUUGGACCUUCUGGACAUCUCAGAUCAGGAGGCCCUGGAUGUUUUUCUGGCCUCGACUGAGGAGGACGAAGCAUGUUCGUGUCCACUAGAAGAUCUCGGUGGCAGUGGAGACAUUGAUGCGUCACUGAGGGAAGAAAUCUCCAUGAGGGUCGCAGACACCAGCGAGCUCAAAUCACGGAUAUCCUCCACUUCCUCCACCGCCACCUCUGACAGCCAAGAGGAGGACGGAGCAGAAACCCCCGUGGUCCAGUCGGAUGAUGAGGAUGUUCAUGAUGAUGAUGAUGAAGAGCUUUUGAGAAAUGGGACACCUCCAGCCAACAGUGCGGGAAAAGAGUCUGAGCUGUCCCUAUGAACGGCGUCACUUCUUACUACUGAUGAAUCGUGUACCCAAGUGUUUAUGUGCUGUUAAAGACUUUCUCUGGUAGGUCGCCUGGGUUCUUCGUACCGUAAACUUAAAACGGAUUCUAGUGUGCGCGUAUCUCUUCGUCUGCGAUGAAAAUUUCCGUUCACCUGACCUGCUGCUGUAGAUAACAGUGCUUGUUUGCGUAUAUGGUUCAUCUUGUAUUACUUUUUAAUGACUGUAUGAUGGGAGAAUAGAAAAACAUAUACAAUUAAUGAUGCAGAUAUUCAAAAGUACUAUUUCUAUUUGUAAGAAGCUUAGUUCCUCAGUCACAUAACAUGUGCAUUACUAUCUUCAUGCCUCUGUGUUUUUUCAUGCCUUCAAGUCUUGUCUUGACUCAAUCUCCACAAAACUUUACUUUUUAAUAUCAAAAUAAAGACAAAUUCAACUUUGGGAA